CCCACAGCUUUGGGAUCGCUUUGGGAUCGGCCCCGGGGCUCCGGGAUCGCUUUGGGAUCGGCCCCGGCUUUUGGGAUCGCUUUGGGAUCGGCCCCGGCUUUUGGGAUCGGCGCCGCCCUUUGGGAUCCCCUCUGGGAUCGCCUUUAGGACCCGGCGCUCGGGAUCGGCCCCAGUGCCCGCGGCCAUGACUCCGUACCGGCAGGAGCUGGAGAAGUACCGGGACAUCGACGAGGACAAAAUCCUGCAGGAGCUGUCCCCGGAGGAGCUGGCACAGCUGGACAGCGAGCUGGCCGAGAUGGACCCCGAGAACGUGCUGCUGCCAGCGGGGCUGCGCCAGCGGGACCAGACCCACAAGAGCCCCACGGGACCCCUGGACAGGGAGAAACUCCUGCAGCACCUGGAGCGCCAGGCGCUGGAGACAGAGGAGAGACAGGACCUGGUGCCCUUCACCGGAGAGAAAAAAGGGAAGCCGUUUGUCCCCAAGCCCCGGGGGCCGGCGCUGCCGCGGGAGGAGCAGGUGACGCUGGAGCCGGAGCUGGAGGAGGCGCUGGCCAAAGCCACCGAGGCCGAGAUGUGCGACCUGGCCGCCAUCCUGGGCAUGUACACGCUGAUGAGUAACAAGCAGUACUACGAUGCCAUCUGCAGUGGGGACAUCUGCAACACCGAGGGCAUCAACAGUGUGGUACAGCCGGACCGGUACCGGCCGGUUCCGGACGAGCCCCCAAACCCCACGGACGUGGCCGAGACGCUGCGGCGGCUGCAGGAGAACGACCCCGAGCUGCUGGACGUCAACCUCAACAACAUCAAGGACAUCCCUGUCCCCACGCUCGAGGCCAUCUGCGGGGCCAUCAAGACCAACACCCACGUGCGCAGCCUCAGCCUGGUGGCCACGCGCAGCAACGACCUCGUGGCCAACGCGGUGGCCGAGAUGCUGGAGCAGAACCGGAGCCUGCAGAGCCUCAACCUCGAGUCCAACUUCAUCAGCGGCGCCGGCGUCCUGCGGCUACUGGAGACCGUGGGACAGUGCCACACGCUGAGUGAGCUGCGCCUGGACAACCAGUGCCAGCGCUUUGGUGACACGGUGGAGAUGGCCCUGGCUGCCACCCUGGAGCGCUGUCCCUCCCUGCUCCGUCUCGGUUACACUUUCACCCUGCAGGGCCCGCGGGCGCGCGCCGCCGCCGCCCUCACCCGCAACAGCGAGAUCCGUCGCCAACAGAAGAAAUCCUAAAAAUCCCCCGAGCUCGGAAAGCUCCGGAAUAAACUGGAAAAAGGCUGGAAAAAAGUGUGGAUUUGGGAAUUCCCGGGAAAAUUCCCGCUGGGAAUGUGGGAAAAGGGGGGGGACAGGGAUGGGAGGGGUCCCCAGAACCCCCAAAUCCCUUCCCGGGGAAUUCACGGCUCUGCGGAAAAAAAUGCAAAGGGAAAAGUUCUGUUCUCCCCCAGAAAAAUAAAAAUUGAAAAUAAAAAUUCUGCUCCCUCCAAAAUCCUAAAGAAAUCCCAAAAA
Molecule: messenger RNA, 1501 nt
Organism: Poecile atricapillus (Black-capped chickadee)
Lineage: Eukaryota; Metazoa; Chordata; Aves; Passeriformes; Paridae
Gene: TMOD4
Product: tropomodulin 4
Exons: 11
Coding region: 185-1228 (347 amino acids)
Biological process (GO): pointed-end actin filament capping; myofibril assembly; muscle contraction
Cellular component (GO): myofibril; striated muscle thin filament
Molecular function (GO): tropomyosin binding
Source: RefSeq, a predicted model, not a curated record